Molecule: messenger RNA, 3075 nt
Organism: Cladocopium goreaui
Lineage: Eukaryota; Dinophyceae; Suessiales; Symbiodiniaceae
Source: the annotation of a GenBank genome assembly
AUGUGUUACAUAUAUCAAUACAGGACAUGGCAUGGCAAACCCUUUUCAACAACUUGGGGUUUGGGGCCCAAAUGCUUAGUCCCCCAUGUCCUGCCCAAUGCAGCACAUAAUCCAAGUCACCAACUUGCAGCUGCUGUUCUGAGCUGGCUGCCUGUGGUGUUUGCUGCUGUGCUCCAGGCUGUGCUGCCUGUGCCUGCUGGCCUUGCUGUGUGUUUGCUCCAGUGGGUUCAGGCUUUGCUGCCUGUGCCUGCUGGCCUUGCUGUGUGUUUGCUCCAGUGGGUUCAGGCUGUGCUGCCUGUGCCUGCUGGCCUUGCUGUGUGUUUGCUCCAGUGGGUUCAGGCUGUGCUGCCUGUGCCUGCUGGCCUUGCUGUGUGUUUGCUCCAGUGGGUUCAGGCUGUGCUGCCUGUGCCUGCUGGCCUUGCUGUGUGUUUGCUUCAGUGGAUUCAGGCUGUGCUGCCUGUGCCUGCUGGCCUUGCUGUGUGCUUGCUCCAGUGGAUUCAGGCUGUGCUGCCUGUGCCUGCUUGCCUUGCUGUGUGUUUGCUCCAGUGGAUUCAGGCUGUGCUGCCUGUGCCUGCUGGCCUUGCUGUGUGUUUGCUCCAGUGGAUUCAGGCUUUGCUGCCUGUGCCUGGUCUUGAUGUGUGUUUGCUCCAGUGGAUUCAGGCUUUGCUGCCUGUGCCUGGUCUUGAUGUGUGUUUGCUGGCUUUGCUGGCUGUGCCUGGUGGCCUUGCUGUGUGUUUGCUUCUGGCUGUUUGUUUGCUUCAGUGGAUUCAGGCUUUGCUGCCUGCUGUGCUGCCUGUGCCUGCUGGCCUUGCUGUGUGUUUGCUCCAGUGGGUUCAGGCUGUGCUGCCUGUGCCUGCUGGCCUUGCUGUGUGUUUGCUUCAGUGGAUUCAGGCUGUGCUGCCUGUGCCUGCUGGCCUUGCUGUGUGCUUGCUCCAGUGGAUUCAGGCUGUGCUGCCUGUGCCUGCUUGCCUUGCUGUGUGUUUGCUCCAGUGGGUUCAGGCUGUGCUGCCUGUGCCUGCUGGCCUUGCUGUGUGUUUGCUCCAGUGGGUUCAGGCUGUGCUGCCUGUGCCUGCUGGCCUUGCUGUGUGUUUGCUCCAGUGGGUUCAGGCUGUGCUGCCUGUGCCUGCUGGCCUUGCUGUGUGUUUGCUCCAGUGGGUUCAGGCUUUGCUGCCUGCUUUGCUGGCUGUGCCUGGUGGCCUUGCUGUGUGUUUGCUUCAGGCUGUUUGUUUGCCUGGCCUUCUGCUGGGCCUUGCAAUUUGCUGUGUGUUUGCACCAGGCCUGUGCUGCCUGUGCUGCUGCUGCCUUGCCAUUUGUGUGGUUACCUCAGUCCUGUGGUUGCAUGUCAUGCUGCUGGCCUUGCAUUGGCAGUGGUUUUCCCCAUGGGGGCGUGCUGCCUGUGCUUCUGCUGGCCUUGCAUUUGUGUGGUUACCCCACACUGUGGUGCCUGGAUCUGCUGCUGGCCUUGCAUUGGCUGUGUGUUUGCAGCAGGCUGUGGUGCUUGUCCCUCCUGCUGGCCAUGCAUUUGCUGUGUGUUUGCCCCAGGCUGUGCCUGCAUCUGCUGGCCUUGCAUUUGUGUGUGUGCCCCAGGCUGUGUUGCCUGGGUCUGCUGCUGGCCUUGCAUUGGUGUGGUUACCCCACACUGUGGUGCCUGGAUCUGCUGCUGGCCUUGCAUUUGCUGUGUGUUUGCAGCAGGCUGUGGUGCUUGUCCCUCCUGCUGGCCCUGCAUUUGCUGUGUGUUUGUCCCAGGCUGUGCCUGCAUCUGCUGGCCUUGCAUUUGUGUGUGUGCCCCAGGCUGUGUUGCCUGCACCUGCUGCUGGCCUUGCAUUUGUGUGGUUACCCCACACUGUGGUGCCUGGAUCUGCUGCUGGCCUUGCAUUGGCUGUGUGUUUGCAGCAGGCUGUGGUGCUUGUCCCUCCUGCUGGCCAUGCAUUUGCUGUGUGUUUGCCCCAGGCUGUGCCUGCAUCUGCUGGCCUUGCAUUUGUGUGUGUGCCCCAGGCUGUGUUGCCUGGGUCUGCUGCUGGCCUUGCAUUGGUGUGGUUACCCCACACUGUGGUGCCUGGAUCUGCUGCUGGCCUUGCAUUUGCUGCCUGCCCCCCGCUGGUGCUGCCUGCAAGCAAUCUGUUGGGGGCCUUGCCAAUGUGUGUGUUUCCCCAGGCUCUGUUGCCUGUGCCUGCUGUUGGCCUGGCCAUCAUUUGGGUAUACAAAGUUUGUGCCAUGCUGCUGUGUUGCUUGCAUCUGGCUGUGUUGCCUGCAUCUGCUGCUGGCCUUGCAUUUGCUGUGUGUUUGCCCCAGGCUGUGCUGCCUGCAUCUGCUGCUGGCCUUGCAUUUGCUGUGUGUUUGCCCCAGGCUGUGCUGCCUGCAUCUGCAGGCCUUGGAUUUGCUGUGUGUUUGCACCCAUUUGUGGUGCUUGCAUCUGCUGGCCUUGCACUUGUGUGCUUGCCCCUGGCUGUACCUGUUGUGGCAGGUGUGGUGCUUGUUGGUGCCCGUGCUGCUGCCCCAGGCUUUGUGGAAGCUGCUGUGUAUGACCUGGCAGUUGCUGGUGCUGCUGCUGCCCAUGUUGUGCCUGGCUGGUGUUUGCCAUCUGUUGCUGGUGUGCCAUCAUUGCUGGUGCUUGCUGGUGCUGCAACCCUUGCUGCCCCAUACCUGUGCCCUCUGGUGUUUGACAUGGCAGUUGCUGGUGCAUUGCUGGUGUUGGCUGGCUCUGCUGUGGUGUGCCACACUGCUGUGGCUGCUGGCCUUGCUGGUGCAUGUUUGCCAUGCCUGCUGGCUGGUGCAGCACCAUGCCUUGUGCAUGCUGUGGUGUUUGGCAUGGUUGUGGCUGACCUGGUACUGGGCACUGUUGGGGUGGGCAAGUUGGUUGGUGCUGCCAUGCUUGCUCUGCCACCAUACUUUGCUGCUGUUGCUGCAUGCCUUUGCAUUGCUGUUGCCCAAGCUGCUGUGGCUGCUGGCUUGUGGCUGCAAAGUUGUACCCCCUUGCUGCUCCCCAUGCCAACUCUGCCUGGCUCAGUUCUCUUGCUGGUGGCUGCUGUGCUUGCAACUCCUUGUGCCCAAGGAAACCUGGCUGCCUUGGGUUGA